Theileria orientalis strain Shintoku is the source of this 456-nucleotide messenger RNA. Its product is annotated as ribosomal protein S15. The transcript has 2 exons. The record is from RefSeq and is a predicted model, not a curated record. Gene Ontology annotation, cellular component: cytosolic small ribosomal subunit; nucleolus; ribosome. Bases 1 to 456 code for a protein of 151 amino acids. Gene Ontology annotation, biological process: translation. NCBI's taxonomy places the organism in Eukaryota, Apicomplexa, Aconoidasida, Piroplasmida, Theileriidae. Gene Ontology annotation, molecular function: structural constituent of ribosome; small ribosomal subunit rRNA binding.
AUGGGACGUAUGUAUGGGAAGGGAAAGGGUAUCUCGUCGUCGAGUAUCCCCUACGGCAGAAAGCCCCCGUCAUGGCUGAAGACGAAGCCUUUCGAGGUGGAGGAACAAAUAGCCAAACUGGCGAAAAAGGGACAGACGCCGUCCCAAAUCGGCGUUUCACUCCGUGAUUCCAUGGCCAUUCCGCAAGUUAAGGCGGUAACAAACAACAAGAUCCUUAGAAUCCUAAAAGCCCAAGGCCUCGCUCCUGAGAUUCCCGAGGACCUCUACUUCCUCAUAAAGAAGGCUGUUUCCAUGAGGAAGCACAUGGAGCACAACCUGAACGACAAGGACUCCAAGUUCAGGCUCAUCUUGGUGGAGUCCAGGAUCCACAGACUCGCCAGAUACUACAAGAAGAAGCGCCAGCUGCCAGCGACCUGGAAGUAUCAGGCGUCCACAGCUGGAACUCUGCUCGCCUAA